GCGUCGUUCCAUUGCCUUCGAAAGCACGUCGGGUGGAAGCAGAUGCCCAAAGUAGAAAAGGUCUGGUCCAUUUCAACAACCUUCACACAUUUGAACUCCCAAACGGUUCUCAUUCCAAAAUCGAAUUCGCAAUACUCCAUUUUCCCAAAAGUGCUUAAGAUCUCAGACUGAUCGGGCUUGGGGUACAAUCAGAAAUGGAGGAAGAGAAGCAGCAACUCAAGGACGAGAAAGCCCCUUUGCAACAACAAGAAGCAAAAGCAGAAGAAAAGGCAGUAGCAGAAGCAGAAGCAGCGGCAGCGAAAAGUGGAGGAGGAUGGGGAGGAGGCUGGGGAUUCUCCUCCGUUUUCACAGAUCUCCAGAAGGCAGCUGAAGAGAUCUCUCGCAACGCUGCGGCGGCUGCUCAGACAGCAGCAAAGAGCAUUGCCGACAUGCAAACCCCUGCCGAAGACUCUGAAGAGUCUUCCAAGGAGGAGGAAGGGGAUACUGAAAAGGAAAGCCAAGAUGAGCACGAGAAGCAGCGAAAGGCUGCUCUGGAGAAGUUGGAGAAAGCUAGUGAGGAUUCGUUUCUCAGCCAGCAUCUGAAGGUACUUGAUAGUUCUGUGGAGAACUUUGCUUCAGGAGCAUGGCAGGCUUUAGGAAGCGCUUUUAGAGGGGGUACCGAUUUAGUUCACAAGCUUGAGCAUUCUGCUGUGAACCUAGCAGAAUCUAUCCAGCGAGAUGGUGCUGGUUCUGUUGCACCAUCAUUGUUAGAGACUGGAAAAGCUUUUACCUCAAAGGGAAUGCAAGCGCUUGAGCUAGUAGGCAAGGAAACCUUGGAUCUUCUGAUUACUGAAACUGGUAUUGAAGUUGAUAAGAAUUCUAAGCACUCUGAUCAAGAAGGUGAAGAGGAUCAGUUAUAUGAGGAAGUGGGGUUUGAUCGAUGUUUCUACAUAUAUGGAGGUCCAGAACACUUGGAGGAACUUGAGGCAUUGUCCAGUCAUUAUGCACUACUAUUUAACCGGAGAAAAGGAAAACUAUCACCAGAGCAGAGAUCUGUUUAUGAUGGAAAGCUUAAGCUGGUUCAGCAGAUUUUCAGUCUGAACUCUGAAUUGGAUGGAAGUGGGGCAGAGUCGGACAAAGGCAAAAAAGAGACUGGAGCCGAUGGAAAUAGUGAUGAGAUGAAGAGCUUACAUGAUUCAAGUGUCAGCAAAGCUGCUGAUAUGGCUGCUGGGUUCACGAGUGCCUUAGCAGGACUAGCUGUUAAUGAUAUAAUUCAAAGAACUACUGGCAGAUUAGAGAGCCUUCACUCGGAGGGGGUUCAUAGACUCUCUGAACUUUGCUGUUCUGCGGUAUCUCAACUGCUGAUGCUUGGUAAAGCCAUCAUAUCUAAUGCAAACAAAGCUCAGGCUGAAGACGUGGAUGCUGAUUUGGGGAAUAUUGACUGGCCUGAAGAUUCUGUUGAAAAAGCAAAGAUAAUCAGAUCAAAAGCACUAGCAAUGACAGGAUAUGUGGAAGCGGUGUCCAGCAGUUUCAUUACAGGCAUAUCUGAUGUUGCUGAAGCGUAUGCAGCAGCCAUAAAGGGUGCUGCAGAAUCCCAAGAAGUGCUUCCACAGACAUCAAUGCAGGAAAAAGCAAAUUCCUUCUCUGAACAUCUCCGCGGCGACCAGACCAUAGCUUUGAGCAAAAUCCAGGACGGGCUUCAUCACUUGUCUUAUGUGGUGGUUUCAACCUCUAUGCCUGCAGCUUAAUAACCCUGUUCCUUUGACCUGUCAUAAGCUAUAUAUUUUGAUUAGCUUUGUAAAUAGUCGCAUCUGGAAAGUGGCUUUGAGUUCUCAUUUGUUUUAACUGUUAUGUUGUACCACUGAAUAUGAGUUCAAUAUUCUUUUCUAGAAUUGUAAAAUGUUAGCCAUCUUUUACAAUUUAGAACAUUGAGGAAGGUUAGAGAUCAUAUAUUGCUUGAAUUAAGGAUUUAUUCAACACUUGAUUCAAUUUUUAUCA
Rosa chinensis is the source of this 1977-nucleotide messenger RNA. RefSeq lists its product as uncharacterized. NCBI's taxonomy places the organism in Eukaryota, Viridiplantae, Streptophyta, Magnoliopsida, Rosales, Rosaceae. The record is from RefSeq and is a predicted model, not a curated record.